This is a messenger RNA of Chanos chanos (milkfish), 2070 nucleotides long. RefSeq lists its product as uncharacterized. The transcript has 18 exons. The record is from RefSeq and is a predicted model, not a curated record. The coding region runs from base 1 to 2070 and encodes 689 amino acids. Lineage: Eukaryota; Metazoa; Chordata; Actinopteri; Gonorynchiformes; Chanidae.
AUGGAGCAGAAUCUUGUGAUAGUUUUAAGCGAUGACGACGACGACGACGAUUGCUCAGUGCACAACAACUCAUCCGUUUUAAUAGUGGAGGACAGUGUUAACAAACAAGAUGCUAUGAAAACGAAUGAAGUAUUGGACGAGGAUUUGGCAAUAACUUUCUCACAGAAGGCCGAUGUGUUGCCUCACGCGAGAUACGACUGCACCAUCCCGUUCUGCCCCACAGAGAGUGACGUCUCUGGUCCAGUAGAGAGAAAUGAGGCAUUCUGUGAGCAGUGUUUCUGCUACGUAUGUGACAAACAAGCAGCUAAGUGUAUAUUUUGGAGCAUUCCCGGUAUGUGUCACUGCAAUGCACACAAACGCAGUGUCUACUGGAAAGGUCUCAGAGACAAGAGCAUCAUGGGAUACCUCCACGAGCUCAACUUCCGAUUUGAUCUUCUGGAGAUUGAUGCUGACCUACGACGAGCUGAAAGUUCCCUGCAGGAGUUUUCAUGUAGAUUGGCUCUUGAGUAUGCAACCUUUUUAAAAGGGGAGGAGACUUCUCUGUACAGCCUCAUUGGCUGUAACUGCAGUUGUCACCCACCAAGUCACAAUCCUGCUGGAGGCUCUUCAUCCAAUAACAAUAUGGCAGGGAUUCAGGCCGCCAAUAGCGGGACAGAAGGAUGCAGGGCAUGCCAGGACAGACACCUGAGGGUGAUAAGUUAUGACUACACUUGCGUGUAUGAAUGUGUGUUGGCCUUUCUGGAUGCAGCCAUUAGAGAGAAUCCGAAAACGAGUGCCGUCUUGUUGCUUGGAGCGGCCAAACUCUUCAUCACACACAACUCACCAAAUGGUAACACAAACCCGAAGUGUCGUGUAUCGGAUUGUGUGCCAUUGCUUUUAUGGAGGGUUGUGACUAAGGUGGAAUCUCUUCUGGUCUUUGCUGAGUUCUCAGAGUCCUUCGUUAAACAACUGCAGAGCUUUUUCCAGGCUCUUCCACUGCCCCUUCACUGCAGGUCUCUCAGAAACAGUUUGAAGGUUCUCCCAUGGGAUGAUCCUUUACUCUCAGCUGUGAUGAGAGGCCAGAAUAUCAGCGGAGAGCGUAAGGUCAAAGGGCGAAGAACAGAGGUCCUUUGUGAGCCAAUUGCUGUGGUUCAAGCCCGAGUCCACAAACUUCAGCAACAGAACAAGUACAGAGAACUGGCUCGCUAUCUCAAAGUUGUCAGGAGCUACAACAAUGAAAUACUACAGGCUCUUAGAGACCUGGUGCCUCUCUAUCUGUGCAAGGUUGGUGAUUACAUGGGUGCUGUUUCUACAAUGUUCAGUCCCAUGGGUGCUGCCUCAUGCCCCGCCUCCAGACUGACUCCGCCCCAGUUCACAGCGUACCUGCGAAUCCUCACAUCGGGUCACGCCCCCUCAGAUUUAUCUCUGUCCAUGUUCAGUGUCCCAGGACAUGCUUCCUCAACUUUGCCUGACCCCCUGCUCUCCCCUCAGUGGACACCCGUCACAGGCUGUAACCUGUUAAAGAAGAUGGAAGUGUUGAAGUUUGCACUGAAGGUUUUGAACUGCAACACCACAGUGUUUGCUAAAACAAGCAGAGAUGUCACCUUUUCAGUCCUGAUGGAGCUGAACACAGCCUUUCGAAUCCACAUCCCUAAGACUUUUCAGACUGAUCAGGCUAUGUUGCUAUUGGCUACUCAGGCCUUAGCACUGCGCAUCCUCCAAUCACGACUUAGCCCCAUUCUAAACGUCAUCAUGGCUUUUAAGUUGAACCCCUGGGCUCUGCAUUGGCUGUACUACAGACUGGUCGGACAGCCGGAUGUUCUUCAUGUUCUCCUGUGUUCUGUUCUCGAGGAACUGUUCGAGGAACGACACAAACCUCCCGCAAAAGUAAAAGACGCGUCGGAACACUCUUUCAUCGCCAACUUCAUUGGCCUGUUUUUUCAAGACUGCAGUUUGACUCUAAACCAUAACAGCUAUCCGACCAAUGAGCUGCUAGCUUCCUGGAAUGAAUCUGCUUGUCCUUGGCAGUUCAAUCUCAGGCAACUACUGGAGUUCAGUGUAAGAGACAUCUCCAUCUUUGCCGUGUACUGA